Messenger RNA from Porites evermanni, 867 nucleotides. NCBI's taxonomy places the organism in Eukaryota, Metazoa, Cnidaria, Anthozoa, Scleractinia, Poritidae. The record is from the annotation of a GenBank genome assembly.
AUGUGGAAAAUCAUUCCACCUCGUUCAUUUCCGUUGUUUAUCCACUCGUUUAGGAUCUCAGUCUCAGUCGCUCGUCGUUUUCAAAUGUCAUCGAAUACAGGAAACUGUCAGCGUUGUCGCUAUGGUGUUUUAGUUUGUGAUAAUCAGGAAAAAUGGGGUGGUGUACGUGGCAUAGGAAAGCGAUUUAUUGACGCCUUCGGAAGUGAGAGCGAUCCCGAUCGAGAAGAAUGGCAUAUCUUUUCCGCUGUAGAUGGCGAGCUGCCUUCGGAAAAAGAUUUGGAUACUUUUAAUGGCUUCUUCAUCUCGGGAAGUCCUCGAUCUGCCAACGAUAACCUUAAGUGGAUCAAUGAUUUGAAGAAUUUUAUCUCUUCAGCGGCUAAAAGCCCCUCGAAGGCUCGUGUCGUGGGCGUCUGUUUCGGUCAUCAACUCAUUGGUGCCGCUCUUGGAGGUGAAGUAACCCCUAAUCCAUCGAAGAAAUUCGUUUUACAGAGCGAGGAGAUCAAACCGGUGGAAGAUUUUCAAGGAAAUGAAGCUUUCAGAGAGCUUAUCGAGUGCCGUGAUUCUCUACGACUGCUUGAGUGUCAUGGAGAUUGCGUUGCGUCCCUCCCCCCUGGGGCUACAAGUUUGGCGAGCUCUACAACCUGCCAACACGAAAUGAUUCAGUUUGCAGAAAAUAUAUUUGGAAUUCAAGCUCAUCCAGAAUUUACUGUGCAAGAUUACAAAGAAUUGUUAAUUCCCGAUUUAGUAGCUGGAGGAAAGUUAGACGAAAAUGGUCAAAGAGUUUGUGAAGAAACCAUUAGUUUGCCUUUGGACUCAGCAAGGAUGGCGGCUGCACUCAAGAAAUUUGUCGCCAAAGAAGACAAUUAA